UCAGCGGGUGGUAAGAUUCCUCUGGGGCUGAAACGCAAGGGCCUCCGGAUCGUGGUGACGGGUGGGGCCGGGUUCGUCGGGUCGCACCUCGUGGACCGUCUGAUCGCGAGAGGGGACAACGUGAUCGUCGUCGACAACUUCUUCACCGGUCGGAAAGAGAACGUGAUGCACCAUUUCGGCAACCCGAAUUUCGAACUCAUCCGCCAUGAUGUUGUGGAGCCGCUCCUUCUAGAGGUUGAUCAGAUCUACCACUUGGCGUGUCCUGCUUCUCCCGUCCACUACAAGUUCAAUCCCGUCAAGACCAUCAAGACGAAUGUGGUAGGAACGCUGAACAUGCUGGGUCUGGCGAAGAGGGUCGGAGCCAGAUUUCUUCUGACG
Molecule: messenger RNA, 378 nt
Organism: Tarenaya hassleriana
Lineage: Eukaryota; Viridiplantae; Streptophyta; Magnoliopsida; Brassicales; Cleomaceae
Product: UDP-glucuronic acid decarboxylase 4-like
Exons: 2
Biological process (GO): D-xylose metabolic process
Cellular component (GO): cytoplasm
Molecular function (GO): UDP-glucuronate decarboxylase activity; NAD+ binding
Source: RefSeq, a predicted model, not a curated record